This is a messenger RNA of Ostreococcus tauri, 1197 nucleotides long. Its product is annotated as Oxoglutarate/iron-dependent dioxygenase. Lineage: Eukaryota; Viridiplantae; Chlorophyta; Mamiellophyceae; Mamiellales; Bathycoccaceae. Gene Ontology annotation, cellular component: endoplasmic reticulum. Gene Ontology annotation, biological process: peptidyl-proline hydroxylation to 4-hydroxy-L-proline. Gene Ontology annotation, molecular function: L-ascorbic acid binding; iron ion binding; procollagen-proline 4-dioxygenase activity. The transcript has a single exon. The record is from RefSeq and is a predicted model, not a curated record. The coding region runs from base 1 to 1197 and encodes 398 amino acids.
AUGGAUUCAUUCACACAUAGAAGUCAUGAUGAUAUCACGCGCACGACGGUUAAUUAUUUCGCUAGGAGUUGUGUAAUACGUGACUUAGCACGCAUGGGAAAACGUGGCAUCCUCUUCGUCUCGCUCGGACUUGCCUCGCGCCGCGACACACGGCGCCUCGCUCGUGUCACGCGGAUGUCCCUCGUCGACGUCGCGCGCGUUCGUGGCGCGGGCGCAUCGACGUCCGCGUCGCGCCGACGAAAUUAUAGGGCGUCUCGCGUGACGCUUGUUCGCGCGUCAUCCUCGUUCGGCGCGGCGAGCGCGUCGAAGUCUCACGCUCGAGGCCUCGCGCUCGACCGACACCUCGUGGUCGACCGCUACGCCGAUGGCCUGCGCCAGCUCCACGCUUCACCGGACGUCUUCGUGAUUGACGAAUUCUUAUCCCCCGCCGCGUGCGAGGACGUAAUCGCACGCGCGCGGGCGAAGGGGGACAUGACGCAGAGCCCGGUGGUGUACGCGGGUUGGACGCGAGAUGUAGAGGCUUGGACGUCCACCGUCUCCAGUGGGCCCGCGGUGUGGGUGGGGGCGCUAGCGAUGCUCAUAGGAUCAACUGCGUUCGGACAGAGCGGCUUGGGGUUGCUCGGGGAGGGAGUAGUCGGGUACCUUGCCGCGGUCGGCGCGGCGUACGGCGCCUCGAUGUCAACGGUGGCGAUGAAGGAAGCUGAGCUGAGGGAGCUUCGCACGAGCACGAGCACCGCGCUCGAUGGUUCGGGCGCGGGCGAACGCGAACUCAUACGCGCGACGGAAAGAUUGCUCCCGGAGACCUCGUGGACGCAGUACGAGGCGCCGACGGUUAUUCGAUACGAGCCCGGGCAAAAGUUGGCGCCCCACUUCGACGCGAAUCAACGCGCGGACGUCGAAGAUGCCGACCGCGGAGGACAGACGCUCGCGACGCUGUUGGUAUACUUAAACGACGUCGACGAAAUCAAAGGUGGAGGACAGACAGUGUUCGGCCGUCUGGAGGACGGUCUCGCCGUGCAACCGGCGAAAGGACGGGCGCUCUUAUUUUUCCCGGCGAACGUCGACGGCGAGUUCGACGAGCGCGUCGAGCACGAGGGCGCGGAGGCCACGGAAGAGAAAUGGAUCGUGCGCGUCUGGGUGCAUCAACGUCGCGUUGGUUCGCCGUGCGGAUUGCCCGACGACUACGCGUCUUUGUAA